Messenger RNA from Recurvomyces mirabilis, 1041 nucleotides. RefSeq lists its product as uncharacterized. Lineage: Eukaryota; Fungi; Ascomycota; Dothideomycetes; Mycosphaerellales; Teratosphaeriaceae. The transcript is spliced from 2 exons. The record is from RefSeq and is a predicted model, not a curated record. Bases 1 to 1041 code for a protein of 346 amino acids.
AUGACUUCAGGCAAAAGCGUCUUCAUAGUCGGUCCAGGCUUCAUUGGCUGGAAUGUCCUGGAACUACUCCUCGGAGAAGAAUAUUCGGUAACGGGCUUUGUCCGCAGGAAGGAACAUGGCGAGCAGAUCAAGGCAUCGGGAGCAUCAGUCGUGAUGGGUGAUCUGAACGACAAGGAAAUUAUCACACAGCAGACCUUACAGCACGAUAUUGUACUCCACACUGCAACCGCAGACCACUUGCCUUCGGUUGAGGCUAUCUUGGAAGGGGUCAAGCAGCGUGCACAGGACGGAAAGUCGACGUUGUUCAUCCAUACUUCUGGAACUAGCGUGCUGGACGAUGAUGCGAAGGGCAUGUUCAAGAACGAUAAGAUCUAUCACGAUGACAAGCGCGAGGAGAUCGAUAGUGUGCCCGAUAGUGCACCGCAUCGCGAGAUAGACCUUGCUAUCGUCAGAGCUCAGAAGGAGUUGGGUGAGAAAGCUAAGCUGGCUAUCAUGAUUCCUCCUUGUAUCUAUGGCUUCAACCCAAAGCACGAACGUCUGACCAUUCAGAUCCCGACGAUGACUCGCUUUGCGCUGAAGCACGGCUAUGCGCCUCAAAUCGGCAAAGGCGCAGCUGUGGAAAGCAACAUCCAUGUCAUGGAUCUCGCCCGAGCAUACAUCGUAUUGCUCCACCACAUGGAGCGUGCUACCGCCAGCGAGGCCCUGAGCAAUCCGUACUACUUCUGCGAAAGCACAGGCGGAGAUGAACCCUCCUGGCAUGAAGUGGCGACUGUGAUCGGAGAAGCACUCCAUGAAGCUGGCAAAAUUAAGAACAAGGAGCCGAAGACUGUGUCGAAGGAACAAUAUGGUGAUCUGUUUGGCGAAGGUAACGAUGCUGUGAUCGGUCUGAAUAGUCGAAGUCGGGCUGUAAGGUUACGACAGCUGGGUUGGGAGCCGAGAGAAAAGGACUGGAAGGCUAGUUUGGUCGAGGAUGAGCUGCCGCAGAUCUUGAAGGAGGAGGUGGGUGGGUUUGCUGGGUAUAAGGGUGUCGCUGUCAAGUAG